AUGAGCAAAAGUCUUCAGGCGCCCGUUUCCGGCUUCUCGCUGCUCCCCUUCGAGCUCCGCCACCAAAUUUGGCUCGAGUUCCUCGCCGACCAGCCGGGCCGCAUCUACCAAUUCUCCCUCGCCCCGCCUCUGGUGCCCGGCGGCGAUAUCGUCCCGGACUCCCGCGAGCACUGGCACCGACGGGGCAGGUUUUACGCCCACCCCGUCUCCAGCCUCGCGCAGGCUUCGAAACCAGGGCGGACGCUGGACCAAGUGUGCCGCGAAUCCCGCGCGGUGGCGCGCAAGGUGCUUCCGGACUCUCUCGAAUUCUUCCUAUCAGAGUAUGCGAACGCUCUACUCGAUGAUGGUGAAUCCAGCCUUCAAGAAGCGCCGGCUCUCCGGAGGAGGAGAUUCCUAUCGGGCGUCCUCCGCUACGACGCUUCCAAGGACAUGAUUUCCAUACUCUCCAACGUGGCCAAGCGGCAAUACUUCCUCGAUGCCCGACUUCGUAGCGACGCCCCGCCUUUCCCCGGUCGCGGGAUCAAGCGUCUAGGCGUCCCCGCUAGUUCAUUCAACGAGUACCGCGACGUGAUGCGGCCCACCGCCCGCUGCCCUGCUCGCUGCGAAGGCCCGUCGUGCGCGUCCGGGUGCGAGCUCGAUAAUUUUCCCGCGUGGGUGCGGCUCUUCCCCGAUCUGACGCAGCUCUACAUAAUCGACGAUACGUCGCCUGGCUACUCGAUUAGCAUGGAGGGAUGCAAGUGUCUUCAAGCCGUGGACUCUUAUAAGCAUGCGUGGCCGCGCAUCAAGGGCGUUGAAUGGAACCCCAAGUCCCGGCACCCUUUUCAGUGGGCGUGGUACGUCGUCCGUGACGAGACGCCGGAUUGCCCGUUUCUCCUGCCCAUCCAGGUUGAGUGUCUCCGGUCCAACCGAUAUUGGGUGAGCCAUGACACUUUGAUCAGCGUUAAAUAG
Molecule: messenger RNA, 948 nt
Organism: Parascedosporium putredinis
Lineage: Eukaryota; Fungi; Ascomycota; Sordariomycetes; Microascales; Microascaceae
Source: the annotation of a GenBank genome assembly